UGUACGCUCGCGCUGACUUCCACAACAAAGAUGGCGGCGGUGUGAAGGAAACAGACGAGAAUAAAUCCCCGUUUUGAGCCGAAAUUAAGCGAUUUAAACGCAUUUAAUCGCUUUUUACUGAACUGUAUCCGUCAGUAUGGGAGGAGGAGAUCUGAAUCUGAAGAAGAGCUGGCACCCGCAGACUCUGAAGAACAUCGAGCGGGUGUGGAAAGCCGAGCAAAAGCAUGAAGCUGAACGGAAGAAGAUCGAGGAGCUGCAGAAGGAGCUGAAGGAGGAACGAGCUCGAGAAGAAAUCACCAGAUUCGCUCAGGAGACCGGCGCUCUAAAGAAGAAGGAUGAGCGUCUGGACUGGAUGUAUCAGGGCCCGGCGGGACAGAUCUCUCGUGAGGAGUACCUGCUGGGGCGUCCUGUCGAUAAGCAGAUCCUGCAGCAGUACGAGGAGCCCGAGAGCGGCCCCUCCAGCGAGACCGGCCUCCUGCCCGGCUCCAUAUUCAACCCCACCACUGCCGCCUCCAACCUGGACAUGGCUGCUAAGAUCAGGGAGGAUCCGCUCUUCGAGAUCCGUAAACGAGAGGAGGACAAAAAGAGAAGCGUUCUCACAAACCCUGUGAAAAUGAAGGAAAUUCAGAAAAUGCUGCGUCAGAAUCUGGAGAAGGAAAAGGACAAGAAGAAGAAGAGGAAGAAGGACAAGAAGGAGAAGAGGGAGGAGAAGGAAAGGAGGAAAGAGAAGAAGCACAAAAGGAGGAGUUCCAGCUCCGAUGAGGAAGAUCGGAAGCAUAGCAGGUCGAAGGAAGAGAAUGGAGUUUCCAGCAAUUCUCAUUCACACCACAAACCCGGAUAUGGACUCCAGUUACCAGCAAGCAAGUCCCAUCAUUCAUCAGAAUCCUCCCACUCUGAUCACCGCAGAGACAGGAGUCGCUCUCCACUGCGUCACCGAGACGAGAGGAACCACCAUUCAUCUCAUGAUUCAGACAGGAAGUCUAAAGCUAAAGCCCCCAGCCCCCCCAGACACAGAGAGCGCUACCAUAGACCCCAGACCACUAACUACAGCAAGCGUCUCUCGGCUGAAGAGCUGGAGAGGAAGAGGAAGGAGAUGAUGGGCUUCGCUCGUGACCGAGAGGAGGAAAGAGAGAGCAACGUGAAGAAAUACAAACGACAGGACGAACAGGACAAAGCCCGGGAUGAUGCUAAACACAGCCAGCAUGCCAGCUUCAUACACAACAUGAAGCUGGAGAGUGCUGCCACCUCCACCGUGGAGGACCGAGUGAAACGAAACAUUCACUCCAUUCAGAGAACCUCUGCCUCCCUGGAGAAGAACUUCAUGAGAAGAUAAGGACCAAACCCAUCCUUACCUGAUAAUGGCCUUGAUGUUGGUCAGCAAAUGCAUUUUCACCAGCGUUGAUGUUCUUGAACAUUUUACCUUUUCUGUACAGUAAUUUUACAUUUUUAAUUUUUCUCUAUAUUCAGUUACAGUAAAGCGUACCCUAAAUAAUGAACAGUUGUACAGUAAGAGUGUGUUUAGUCUAUUUGAUGGUAACCGUUUGGCUGUUAGAUGUUUUUUUUUUUUUUUUUUUUUUUUUUGUCCUCAAUUUAAAUGCAUAUUCAUCUCUGUGAAUUUUGUACUUUUAAAGAUAUCAGGAUAUAAGAACACGUUUCAUUUGUUAAUAGAAAUUCUAUGCAUUGUACUUAAAAAAAAAAUGACAUCACAAAUAUAUAUUAUAAAACAUGAAGAUGCUUUAA
Astyanax mexicanus (Mexican tetra) is the source of this 1740-nucleotide messenger RNA. RefSeq names its product CWC25 spliceosome associated protein homolog (gene cwc25). The record is from RefSeq and is a predicted model, not a curated record. Bases 137 to 1333 code for a protein of 398 amino acids. The transcript has 9 exons. Gene Ontology annotation, cellular component: U2-type spliceosomal complex. Lineage: Eukaryota; Metazoa; Chordata; Actinopteri; Characiformes; Acestrorhamphidae. Gene Ontology annotation, biological process: mRNA splicing, via spliceosome.